ACCCUGCCUGACGGCCAAGCUCAUUCAUUCCUGUUCUCCCCUGUGCCCCCAGACCCUACCUGAUCACAGCUACAGAAUGGCCUCCAGCCCAGUUGGAGUUCCUAGCCCACAACCUUCUAGAGCCAAUGGGAACAUCAACCUGGGGCCAUCAGCCAACCCAAAUGCCCGACCCACAGACUUUGACUUCCUCAAAGUCAUUGGCAAAGGGAACUAUGGGAGGGUCCUACUGGCCAAGCGCAAGUCAGAUGGAGCGUUCUACGCAGUGAAGGUGCUGCAAAAGAAGUCUAUCUUAAAGAGCAAAGAGCAGAGCCACAUCAUGGCAGAGCGCAAUGUGCUGCUGAAGAACGUGCGGCACCCCUUCCUCGUGGGCCUGCGCUACUCCUUCCAGACCCCAGAGAAGCUCUACUUUGUGCUUGACUAUGUUAACGGGGGAGAGCUCUUCUUCCAUCUACAGCGGGAACGAAGGUUCCUGGAGCCCCGGGCCCGGUUCUACACUGCAGAGGUAGCGAGUGCCAUCGGUUACCUUCAUUCUCUCAACAUCAUCUACAGAGACCUGAAGCCAGAAAACAUUCUUCUGGACUGCCAGGGCCACGUGGUACUGACAGAUUUCGGCCUUUGCAAGGAAUGUGUAGAGCCUGAGGAGACCACGUCCACCUUCUGCGGCACGCCUGAGUACUUGGCUCCAGAAGUGCUUCGCAAAGAGCCUUACGAUCGAGCAGUGGACUGGUGGUGCUUAGGGGCAGUCCUCUACGAGAUGCUGCAUGGCCUGCCCCCCUUCUUCAAUACAGAUGUGGCCCAGAUGUAUGAGAACAUUUUGCAUCAGCCCCUACAGAUCCCUGGAGGCCGGACAGUGGCUGCCUGUGACCUCCUGCAAGGUCUUCUCCACAAGGACCAGAGGCAGCGGCUGGGCUCCAAGGAAGACUUUCUCGACAUAAAGAACCACGUGUUCUUCAGUCCCAUAAACUGGGAGGAUCUGUACCACAAGAGGUUGACUCCGCCCUUCAACCCAAACGUGGAAGGACCCGCUGACCUGAAACACUUUGACCCAGAGUUCACCCAGGAAGCUGUGUCCAAAUCCAUUGGCUGUACCCCUGACACCAUGGCCAGCAGUUCUGGCGCCUCAAGUGCAUUCCUUGGGUUUUCCUAUGCACAGGAUGAUGGUGACAUUUUGGACUCUUGAGAGACAUGCACUUGGAAAGCCACCAAGCCCAGCACCUGUGGGAACUACCUUCUGUUGCACUGAGACCCAAUGAGUCCCGAAGAAGUAAGACACAGAGGCUCAGAGAAGAGGGGAGUGUGUUCCAUCACGUGAAAGAAGAGUUCAGGGCUCAGGCUGGCUGGCUAGGCUCCUAAGUACCCAGCCGUCUGCCGUUCUGACUUGCCCUUCUUGAGAAAUGACUUCUGUGCUUGGUUCUUUGUUUUUGUUUUGUUGU
Messenger RNA from Mastomys coucha (southern multimammate mouse), 1433 nucleotides. It is a transcript of the gene Sgk2, whose product is annotated as serum/glucocorticoid regulated kinase 2. Gene Ontology annotation, biological process: protein phosphorylation. The record is from RefSeq and is a predicted model, not a curated record. Gene Ontology annotation, molecular function: protein serine/threonine kinase activity; ATP binding. The coding region runs from base 77 to 1180 and encodes 367 amino acids. Lineage: Eukaryota; Metazoa; Chordata; Mammalia; Rodentia; Muridae. The transcript has 12 exons.